GGGUUGCCUGUGAUCAUGGGAAACAGCAUUUUUGCAAACUGCUGUAAGCAUGUAACUGAUCUAAUCUUCCAGACACGCAGUUUUAAUUCGUGUGAUGAGAGGUCACCCCUCUUACCCAAACCUCCCGCAAGCUGCACCGUCUCCCCAGACGUGCCAGAAGCUUCCCAGUGUCCUGGGCCGUAUCCAGACGUUAUCCCCAGCGAGGCAGUGACUGAAAGCCUACAAAAAUGCACAGAGUACAUCCAAGACUCACCCGAGGCCAAGGGCGAAGAAGAAACGGCAACGGCCUGUGGUAGCAGCUGCUCAAAACUCGGCUUUGCUGCCGCUGGCCUACCGCAGCAGACAGAGGCAUCCCGUGCCUUGGCUGUCCUUCCCCUCGACCUUGAGAAAGGGUCAGCAGCGCUGUUGCGUGGUGCUCAGCUGCUUGAGGCCUGCCAGUGCCAUGUGAAACUUGAGGACGGCAGUUUAGGUCGUAGAUCAUGCAACCAGGAAGAGCAUGUGGCUGCCACGGCCUGCGGAGCACUUCCUGCCACCCCGCAGCGAAGCCCCCACUGCUGUGGGGAGGCAACAGCCUUGAAGUCAGAAACGUCCUUCGCGGAUCCGGGCAGCUUGUCAAAAUGCAGAUCUACUGCUCCCUCCUUGGGGAGCUGUGAAACCCUUGAAACAUCUACCUCUGAUCUGUCAGCAAACACAGAAGGAAUCCCUAGCGUCCCAGAGACGGUCUUGUCCUCUUUGCUCUGCGAUGAGCCGUUGUCGCAGACUCAGGAUACGGGUGCUGAUUCUGCGUUGACUGACCGUACCGCUUGGCCCAGUGGCAGCUUAAAUUGUGACACCGGCUCUAAAGUGCACACACUGUCGUCAAAGCAGCAGAAGAAGAGGAAGAGGAAAAAGAAGCUUGCACUUCUAGAGCACUCGUCUGGCGUGGCACUCAUGAAUGGCAGCGGCCCGCACGAGAGCCUCAAGGGCGACAAGGACGCGCGGCAGAACGGCCACGAGGAGGCUGAGCCGGGGGAAGAUGGGAACGACCAGGAGGUCAUUGUCAUACAGGACACAGGAUUUACCGUCAAGAUCUGCGCGCCCGGGAUAGAGCCCUUUUCCCUCCAGGUGUCUCCUCAAGAAAUGGUACAAGAGAUCCACCAAGUUUUGAUGGACCGAGAAGAUACCUGCCACCGGACUUGCUUCUCUCUGCAGCUGGAUGGCAAUGUCCUUGAUAAUUUUGCUGAGCUAAAAACCAUUGAAGGACUGCAGGAAGGCUCAUUGCUGAAAGUAGUGGAAGAGCCAUACACAGUGCGAGAAGCCAGGAUACAUGUGCGUCACAUUCGAGACCUUCUGAAGAGUCUUGACCCAUCAGAUGCUUUCAAUGGUGUGGACUGUAAUUCACUGUCAUUCCUGAGUGUUUUCACUGAAGGAGACCUGGGAGACAGUGGAAAACGAAAGAAGAAGGGUACAGAAAUGGAACAAAUUGACUGCACCCCUCCCGAACAUAUCCUGCCAGGUAGCAAAGAGAGACCCCUGUGUGCCCUUCAGCCCCAGAACAGAGACUGGAAGCCUUUGCAGUGCCUAAAGGUAUUGACGAUGAGUGGCUGGAACCCUCCACCUGGUAACCGGAAGAUGCAUGGAGACCUCAUGUAUUUAUAUGUCAUCACAGUGGAGGAUCGGCAUGUCAGUAUCACUGCGUCCACUAGAGGAUUUUACUUGAAUCAGUCUACUGCAUACAACUUCAAUCCUAAACCUGCAAAUCCCAGUUUCCUCAGUCAUUCCUUGGUGGAACUACUUAACCAGAUCAGCCCUACCUUCAAAAAAAACUUUUCUGCUCUGCAGAAGAAACGGGUUCAGAGACACCCUUUUGAAAGGAUAGCCACUCCUUUCCAAGUGUACAGCUGGACGGCUCCACAAGCAGAACAUGCUAUGGAUUGUGUCCGGGCAGAAGAUGCUUAUACUUCUAGGCUGGGCUAUGAAGAGCACAUACCUGGACAGACCAGAGACUGGAAUGAGGAGCUGCAGACUACACGAGAGCUACCUCGCAAGAACCUGCCAGAGAGGCUACUGAGAGAACGAGCUAUUUUCAAGGUUCACAGUGACUUCACUGCCGCAGCAACGAGAGGUGCCAUGGCUGUCAUUGAUGGUAACGUCAUGGCUAUCAACCCCAGUGAGGAGACAAAGAUGCAAAUGUUCAUUUGGAAUAACAUCUUUUUCAGCCUGGGUUUUGACGUCCGUGACCACUACAAGGACUUUGGAGGAGAUGUUGCUGCUUACGUAGCUCCUACUAAUGACCUCAAUGGUGUGCGGACCUACAAUGCUGUGGAUGUAGAAGGGCUGUACACACUGGGGACUGUAGUAGUGGAUUACAGAGGUUACAGGGUGACAGCUCAGUCUAUUAUUCCUGGGAUCUUGGAACGGGAGCAGGAGCAGAGUGUCAUCUAUGGGUCAAUAGACUUUGGCAAGACAGUUGUCUCACACCCCAAGUACCUGGAGCUGCUGGAGAAGACCAGCAGGCCACUUAAGAUUCAGAAGCACAAAGUCCUGAAUGACAAGAAUGAGGAGGUGGAGCUGUGCUCCUCAGUGGAGUGCAAAGGCAUCAUUGGCAAUGAUGGACGUCACUAUAUCCUGGACCUGCUCCGCACUUUCCCUCCAGAUCUGAACUUCCUGCCUGUUGAAGGGGAGGAAAUGCCAGAAGAAUGUAAGAAAAUGGGGUUCCCCAAGCAGCACAGGCACAAGCUUUGCUGUCUGCGGCAAGAGCUUGUUGAUGCUUUUGUAGAACACAGGUACCUCUUAUUCAUGAAGCUGGCAGCGCUGCAGCUGAUGCAGCAGAAAGCCAACAAACAGGAAAGCUCAGGUGCAUUGGAAAAUGGCGCCUCUCCAGAGAACGGGACUGCAGAAAGUGAGAAGUCUGAAUCGGAUGAUGGUAAAAUAGAUGAUAAUGUGACUGGACUUGAGCAGGUUAAAGAGCUUGCUGAGACCAUUGCAUCUGAUGACGGAACAGUGGAUCCCAAAAGCAGAGAAGUGAUUCGGAAUGCUUGUAAGGCUGUAGGCUCCAUUAGUGAUGCAUCAUUUGACAUUCGGUUUAACCCAGAUAUUUUCUCACCAGGUGUUCGUUUUCCUGAGUCUAGCAAAGAAGUAGUGCAGGAGCAGAAGCAGUUACUGAAGGAUUCUGCUGCGUUCCUACUCUCAUGCCAGAUUCCAGGUUUGGUCAAGGACUGCCUGGAUCACACUGUGCUCCCAAUGGAUGGAGCUACCUUAGCAGAGGCCAUGCACCAGCGGGGCAUCAACAUGCGCUACUUAGGCAAAGUGAUCAACUUCAUCACCAAGACUCCUGGCCGUGCUCAGUUGGAUCACAUUUUUAAAAUAGGAAUCAGUGAAUUGAUCACUCGAUCAGCUAAACACAUCUUCAAGACAUACCUUCAGGGUGUGGAGCUGUCGGGUUUAUCAGCAGCCAUCAGUCACUUCCUCAAUUGCUUUCUAAGCUCCUUUCCAAAUCCCAUUGCCCAUCUUCCAGCUGAUGAGCUGGUCUCCAAGAAAAAGAAUAAGAAAAGGAAAAACAGGAACCUUGGAAAUGCUGAUAACACUGCAUGGGCCAGCAUGACCCCACAGGAGCUUUGGAAGAAUAUUUGUUCGGAAGCAAAGAACUACUUUGAUUUUAGUCUUGAAUGUGAGAAUGCUGACCAAGCAGCUGAAGUGUAUAAUCUACAGAAAAUCACCCUCCUUCGUGAAAUCUCCCUCAAAACUGGAGUCCAAAUACUGCUGAAAGAGUACAACUUUGACAACCGGCACAAACCCACCUUCACCGAAGAGGAUAUUCUCAACAUCUUCCCUGUAGUGAAGCAUGUAAACCCCAAAGCCUCAGAUGCUUUCCACUUCUUCCAGAGCGGGCAAGCAAAAGUUCAGCAAGGUUUCUUGAAGGAGGGCUGUGAGCUCAUCAAUGAAGCCUUAAACUUGUUUAACAAUGUGUAUGGUGCUAUGCAUGUAGAAAUCUGUGCCUGCCUGAGGCUGCUAGCUCGUCUCAACUAUAUCAUGGGAGAUUAUUCAGAGGCCUUAAGUAAUCAGCAGAAAGCGGUGCUAAUGAGUGAGAGGGUCCUGGGUAUUGAACAUCCCAACACAAUUCAAGAAUACAUGCACCUUGCUCUGUACUGCUUUGCAAACAGCCAACUCUCUACAGCAUUAAACUUACUGUACCGUGCACGCUACCUCAUGCUAUUGGUAUUUGGGGAGGAUCACCCAGAAAUGGCACUCUUAGAUAACAACAUUGGCUUGGUGCUUCACGGAGUUAUGGAGUAUGACCUGUCUCUCCGGUUCUUGGAGAAUGCCCUGGCCAUCAGCUCCAAGUAUCACGGCUCCAAGUCCUUGAAAGUUGCACUAAGUCACCACUUGGUAGCCCGAGUGUAUGAGAGCAAAGCGGAGUUCCGGUCAGCUCUGCAGCACGAGAAGGAAGGCUACACAAUCUACAAAAAUCAGCUUGGAGAACACCACGAAAAGACCAAAGAGAGCUCUGAGUACUUGAAAUACCUGACUCAGCAAGCAGUUGCUCUUCAACGCACAAUGAACGAGAUCUACAAGAAUGGAUCCAAUGCGAACAUUAUGCCACUUAAGUUCACAGCUCCCAGUAUGGCCAGCGUCCUGGAGCAGCUCAAUAUUAUCAACGGAAUUCUCUUCAUUCCACUAAGCCAAAAAGACUUGGAGAACCUUAAAGCAGAGGUACAGCGACGCCAGCAACUUCAAGAAAGCAUAAAAAGCGGUGAACAGGUGGAACCAGAGGACAAAGCCUUGGAGGAGAAAGAGGCUGAGCCAAGCAUGCCUUCUGCUGAGAUCCCCUUAACACAGAGCUCUGCUUAACAUGUACCUCGCUUAAAAAAAAAAAAAAAAAAAAAAAAAAAUUUAAACCACCCUUUUCUGAAUCUGAACCAGGGUCUUGGACUCCCCUGGAGCAGCUCCUCCUUUUUUUGACAAUGUUAUUGCACUGGUACAAUUAAUACACAAUGCAAAGAACUAAUCUGAGAAAUGUAAUCUGUCUGACUGAGCGUGUGUAUCUGCCACGUGAAGGGGGAAAGUGGCCAGGAUGCAGCAGCAUGUGAAAAACCCAUCCUAGGUGAGCACAGCCAGAGGCUGUUGUGCCUGUGUGUGUGUGUGUAAGUGUGUGUGUGUGUGUGCAUAUCAUCAGUUAUUUCUACUUUGUACAUAUGAAUUCCAAAUGAACUGUCUUGAGGUAUAUAACAUUUCUCAGGUCAUUUUUAUGUUGACUAAGGACACUGCUUUGCUAAAAACAGUACAGUCAGUCCCUCCCUCCCCCUCCACUGCUCAGCCUUCUUGUAAAAUGUGGAUUCUAAGCCAAAAGAUUAUUUUUCCCCAUCACUAUUCAAAUUUGUGCUAAGAAAAACUAAGCAGCCAUAUUUGUAUUACUCAGAUGGUUUAAGCCUGUAAUGUGUGUGUAUGUGUAUGUAAGUAAGGGAAUGUACAGCAUUUUCUACAUCAGGAUAUAGCCAUUGGAUUCCUUUAACCAUUGUUUUCUAUUUUUGGUUGGAAGGUUGGCUAUUUAGUGGGUUUUUGUAACAUUCACAUUCUAAUUUUCAAGAGAGAUAGAUAUAUAGAUAUAUAUCAUAUAUAUAUAUAUGAGAACUUGCAGUUCCACCUCUCUGCUUGCAGCUGAAUAACUUAGGAUACAGUAUCCAAAGAGUGAGGACUUGAUGUCAAAAAAAAAAAAAAGCGCACAAAUUUCUGUUGCAAUGGAAACCCCAGUGCCUAGGAGAGGUUGAUCAUGGCAUCAAGAGAGAACUGAACUAAAGUGAUUCAGUAAGGAAUAGUGGCCCUAUUAAUGUAAGGGGGGAGGGGAGAAGGGAGGGAAAGUCAGAAGUAGGGACUUGAUCUGAUUUGAAAAAGCAACUGUAAUACAGAGCUAAUCAACUUUAACAUGAUUGUUGAACUUUACCAGAUUUGAAUGAGUAGUUUCAUACAGUCUAAAACUACUAGGCUUUGGGUAAAAUUCCCAUAACACUGAGAACUAUGGCUAAUACCUUCUUAGUUCUUUAACUUUUUUGCACACUGGGUUUGAGAUUGUUCCUAGGGGAGCUUCCAUUGCUGGCAAUGGAUGUUACUGAAAUGGCAGAUGCCACUAAAUGAAUAGAUUCCCCUCUCCCACCACACACACUUCCCAUCAUGUUUUUAAGUAGAGCAUGCUCUUUAUCUUCACAAAGCAAGUAAGAUUUAGCCACUGCAGGCCAUGGUAUGCCGACAGAGUUGAAUGUUUUUUUUUUCCCAACUAGAUUAAGCUGUAGAGCAACUGACUUAUGAUUGCUAGUUGAAAACCACACUGCGCUGAUAAAGGAGUCCAGUCUCUCUUUUUUUGUCUGUCACAGUUAGUACUCUAUGCUAAUUUGCAUUGCUUCUUUUACUGACCUUCUGGAGAAACAAGUGCUGUCACUGUGCUCUGUACCCUUGGUUUCCUGUACUACAUUACAGGUAUUUGUAACUUUGGUGGGGGGAAGGGAAGAUGGGGAGCAGCCUCCGAGGUGUUGGAGGUGACAAAGCAGGAGGAGUCUUUACUGCAAAAGGACUUGCUCCUAUCAGAAAAAUUCUGAAUUUCCUGGAAAGCAAUCAAUAAAUGACUACAGUGCAUCUUU
Rhea pennata is the source of this 6611-nucleotide messenger RNA. RefSeq names its product clustered mitochondria homolog (gene CLUH). Lineage: Eukaryota; Metazoa; Chordata; Aves; Rheiformes; Rheidae. Gene Ontology annotation, molecular function: mRNA binding; protein binding. Bases 16 to 4830 code for a protein of 1604 amino acids. The record is from RefSeq and is a predicted model, not a curated record. The transcript is spliced from 26 exons. Gene Ontology annotation, cellular component: cytoplasm. Gene Ontology annotation, biological process: intracellular distribution of mitochondria.